Messenger RNA from Puccinia triticina, 4044 nucleotides. RefSeq lists its product as uncharacterized. Bases 1 to 4044 code for a protein of 1347 amino acids. The record is from RefSeq and is a predicted model, not a curated record. Lineage: Eukaryota; Fungi; Basidiomycota; Pucciniomycetes; Pucciniales; Pucciniaceae. The transcript is spliced from 2 exons. Gene Ontology annotation, biological process: DNA integration. Gene Ontology annotation, molecular function: nucleic acid binding.
AUGGACCUGAGACUGGUCCAUUCACCAGUUGAGAGAACCAUUUCCGGCUUCGAUGGAUCCAAGAGCCGGUCCUCUAAAGAGACCCAACUCCUACUUGACUCAGACUCGGACCCUACAACCUUUAUCAUUACGCGGCUUAAGGACGCGUACGACGGGAUCCUGGGAAUGCCCUGGAUCAGGAAGCAUGGGCACCGGAUCGAUUGGCGUGGACGCCAACUAACACCAAGCCAGACAAGGAUCACCGCUGUUGAGACAGUGUCGCCACCUCCGCCAAAAACCUCGCAGGACGGGGAGGAGCCCGACGCGAGGCAAGCGAGGAGAAGUGACGAGGGGGUGCCCGCCUCGUGCGGGAUAACGCCCCCGCGAUGUGAGUCCAUUGACAAAUUUCACCCUGUGACCCAGUUAGGAGCAACUGGCAAGCGGAUUCAAUUACUAGGACAAUAUACCGAGCCUACACCGAUACACCAGACCGACAGGACCUGUGAGGACGGCGACAGACCGGAAGCGGGACACAUCCGGACCACACCACUGGACACCAUCGCGGCCGCUGUGGCGGCUUCGUCUAUGCCGACAAGAGCCUCCAGCGACGGGGAGGAGCCCGUAGGGAGGUACGUGAGGCAAAGUGACGAGGGGGUGCCCGCUAUAAGCGGGAUAACGCCCCCGCGAUGUGAGUCCACCAACCAUUCUUCACCAGAUUUAUUGAGGGCAACUGGCAAGCGGGCAUGCCCCUUAGGACAUCCUCCACAGGGACCCCGGGUAUCAUACGUCGAGACGGCAGGACAGGGGACCAUCGCAGCCAUUCCAAUGGCUUCGUCUAUACCAAAAGGAACCUCCAGCGACGGGGAGGAGCCCGUAGGGAGGCCAGCGAGGUUAAAUGACGAGGGGGUGCGCAACUUGUGUGCGAUAACACCCCCGCGAUGUGAGUCCAACACCUCUUCCACUCACCAAAUGUCCAUAAGAACAACUGGCAAGCGGGCACACCCUGUAGGACUUCAUAAGUCGGCGACUAUGGACGUGGCUAAGGUUGCUUGGAGCACCUCGGCUCAAUUAGCGGCGCAGGCGAAACAGGACGUGCCUCCCAAGUCAGUCGAGGAGCUGGUCCCACGCAGGUAUCACCGCCACCUCGGAAUGUUCAAAAAAACCGAAGCACAACGACUACCACCCCGACGCAAGUAUGAUUUCCGGGUUGAUUUGAUACCUGGAGCGGUCCCCCACGCAAGCAGGAUAAUUCCACUAUCCCCUGCGGAGAAUGAGGCGCUGGACACGUUGAUUAGAGAGGGACUAGAGCAUGGAACCAUCCUUAGGACUACAUCCCCGUGGGCAGCCCCGGUCCUGUUUACAGGAAAAAAAGACGGCAAUUUGCGGCCUUGUUUCGACUACCGAAGGCUGAACGCGGUUACGGUAAAGAACAAAUACCCACUACCGCUCACAAUGGAUUUAGUGGACAGUCUGUUGGACGCAGAUACGUUCACCAAGCUAGACCUGCGCAACGCAUACGGCAAUCUCAGGGUGGCAGAGGGCGACGAGGAGAAGUUGGCGUUUGUGUGCCGGGCGGGGCAGUUUGCACCUCUCACUAUGCCUUUCGGCCCGACGGGAGCACCCGGGUUCUUCCAAUUUUUCAUUCAAGACAUAUUGUUGGGAAGGAUCGGCAAGGAUACAGCGGCAUAUCUCGAUGAUAUUAUGAUUUAUACACAGCGCGGCACGGACCACGAAGGAGCGGUCGAAGAAAUCCUAGAGAUACUCAGCAAGCAUCAACUAUGGCUUAAGCCGGAGAAAUGUGAAUUCUCCAGAGCCGAAGUCGAGUACCUUGGUCUACUUAUCUCGUGUAACCGGGUGAGGAUGGACCCGGCAAAAGUUAAAGCGGUUUCGGAUUGGCCGGCGCCCACCAACGUGACUGAACUCCAAAGGUUCAUUGGGUUCGCUAACUUCUACAGACGGUUCAUUAGUCACUUCUCGCGGACAACAAGGCCACUACACGACCUCACUAAAUCGGGAAUCAGAUUCGUGUGGGAUAAACAAUGCGACGAAGCGUUUGAGAGCCUCAAGACGCUAUUCACAUUGGCACCAAUCCUGAAGAUAGCAGACCCGUAUAAACCAUUCCUCCUGGAGUGCGAUUGCUCGGAUUUUGCACUAGGCGCAGUUCUCUCACAAGUGUGCACGAAAGACAACGAUUUACAUCCGGUAGCGUAUCUAUCAAGAUCCCUUAUCCAAGCAGAACGUAAUUACGAAAUUUUCGACAAAGAACUCCUCGCGAUUGUAGCGGCAUUCAAAGAAUGGCGCCACUACCUGGAGGGGAACCCCAACCGGCUGAAGGCCAUAGUGUACACCGACCAUAGGAAUUUAGAAAGUUUCAUGACUAGCAAAAGCCUCACCAGACAACAGGCAAGAUGGGCCAAAACACUGGGAAAUUUUGAUUUUGAGAUCAUUUUUCGGCCGGGCCGGCAGGCGACCAAACCAGACGCGCUGUCAAGACGCCCGGACCUAGCGCCGAAGAAGGAGGAGAAACUGACAUUCGGCCAACUGUUGAAGCCAUUGAACAUUACCCCCGAGACCUUCGCGGCCAUCGCUGAAAUUGAUGAAUUCUUCGUCGACGAGUCCGUGGACCUAGCGGACGCCGACCACUGGUUUGAAGUGGACAUCCUAGGAGUGGAGCAAACCGACGACAAGGAGGUGGGGGAGGACCGAGCGGACCUCAUCCCAACGGACGCCGACUUGAUAAGUUUGAUCCGCGCCGCUACUCUCACAGACCCCAGGCUAACGCAUUUAAUAAGCAAGUGUCAGGAUGCGUCGACCAGACAACGCGACUACUCCUAUAAGGACGGCGUACUGUACAACCAGGGGCGGAUUGAGGUCCCAAAGGACAAAUCCCUUAAGACAGCAAUACUAAGGACCCGACACGAUUGUCGACCAGCCGGCCACCCGGGGCGAGCAAAGACACUAGCGCUGGUGCGGCGAUGUUUUAAUUGGCCGGGGCAAAAGAAGUUCGUGAACCGGUAUGUCGACGGGUGUGGAUCGUGCCAACGCGUCAAAGGGUCGACACAAAAGCCCUUUGGAACGCUAGAACCCUUGCCAAUACCGGCGGGCCCGUGGACCGACAUCUCGUACGACAUGAUCACGGAUCUCCCGGAGUCGAAUAACAGUGACAGCAUCCUUACAGUAGUAGACCGACUCACAAAGAUGGCGCAUUUCAUACCUUGUAAUAAGACUAUGACCGCGGAACAUUUGGCCGACCUAUUACUCCGUCAAGUGUGGAAGCUUCACGGAACUCCUAAAACAAUUGUGUCCGACAGAGGGAGCGUCUUCAUUUCACAGACGACAAAGGAGCUCAGCAAACGAUUAGGCAUCAGAUUAUGCCCUUCUACCGCGUAUCACCCGCGAACGGACGGUCAAUCCGAGAUUGUGAACAAGGCCAUCGAACAAUAUCUCCGGCAUUUCGUCGGAUACCAUCAAGACGACUGGGAGGGACUGCUGGCGGUGGCGGAGUUCUCACACAACAACCAAGAACACGUGUCCAUUGGAAUGUCGCCGUUUCGGGCGAACUAUGGAUUUGAUCUGACAUACGGAGGGAUUCAGUCUUCCAAACAGUGUCUGCCAUUGGUCGAAAAACGAUUACAGGUGCUAGCAACAGUACAAGAAGAAUUGAAAGCGACUCUUGAGGCGGCACAGGCAUCAAUGAAACUCCAGUUCAACCGCAAGGUGGCGCCUACCCCAAAGUGGCAAGUAGGGGAUGCGGGAGUCCACCCCACAUUUCAUGUUUCAGUUCUACAAAAACACACGGCGGACACGAUCGAAGGACGCGAGGUGGAGGAACCCCAACCAGUGAUGGUAGAAGGAGCGGAAGAGUGGGAGGUGGCGGAGAUCCUGGACUACAGGAGACAACGACAAAGGAAAGAGUACCUGGUGGCGUGGAAAGGAUACGGGCCAGAAGGAAACUCGUGGGAACCGGAAUCAAAUCUUCGAAAUUGCCAACAACUAGUCACGGAAUUCGACAAAAAUUUCCCGGAAGCAGCAGUGCGGCACAGGAGGAGGAGGAGAUUCAAGUGA